Molecule: messenger RNA, 1465 nt
Organism: Dermatophagoides pteronyssinus (European house dust mite)
Lineage: Eukaryota; Metazoa; Arthropoda; Arachnida; Sarcoptiformes; Pyroglyphidae
Product: acid phosphatase type 7-like
Molecular function (GO): metal ion binding; acid phosphatase activity
Source: RefSeq, a predicted model, not a curated record
GAUCAAUUGUGGAUACUAAAAGAAAAAAAAAUGUUUCGUUUAAAAACUUUUAUCGUUUGUUUUGUUUGGAUUGAAUUUUCAAUCGGUUUUUUGGAUUAUGUUUCAUGUGGACCAGAACAAGUUCAUAUAUCAUAUGGCGCUGGUCCAAAUCAAAUGUAUGUUACUUGGUUAACUCAUGAACAGCCAUCAGGACAGCCAUUAGUUGAAUAUGGUAUUCAAUCGAGAAAAUAUGAUAUGAGAAAAUUUGGUAAUAUGACUAAAUUUCAUACUUCUUAUUCAAGAUAUGUUUAUCGAGUUCAACUUGAAGAUCUUAAACUAAAUACUACAUAUUAUUAUCGUUGUGGUUUUGAACAAGAAUUUAGCAAUGAAUUUAGUUUCCGUACUCGUCCACUUGAUCAAGAGCAUUGGAAUCCACGAAUCGCUGUAUUUGGUGAUAUGGGUCUGAAAAAUGGUCAAUCUUUUCCUUUUUUAAAACAACAGGCAUCAAAAAAUGCAUACGAUGCUAUAUUCCAUGUUGGUGAUAUUGCUUAUGAUAUGCAUGAUGAUAGUGGUUCGAAAGGUGAUAAAUUUAUGAAUGAAAUUGAACCUAUUGCUGCAAAUAUUCCCUAUCAAGUUGUUGUUGGAAAUCAUGAAGAUGAUAAAUAUAAUUAUACCGAUUAUAAUAGUCGUUUUACAAUGAUUGAUGAAUCAAGUGGAAAAAUGAACAAUAUGUUUUAUAGUUUUAAUAUUGGUCCAGCUCAUGUAAUUGGAUUUUCAUCAGAAUUUUAUUAUUCUACCCAAUAUGGUAUAAAACAAAUUGAAAAUCAAUUUGAAUGGUUGGAACAAGAUUUAAGAGAAGCAAAUCGACAUGAAAUCCGAUCAGAACGUCCAUGGAUUAUAGCAAUGGCACAUAGACCAAUGUAUUGUAGUACAGCUGAUGAUGAUGAUUGUACAGAAAAUGAAUCGAUUUUACGUAAAGGAAUUCCGAUCGUAAAUCAAUAUGGAUUAGAAGAUUUAUUCUAUAAAUAUGGUGUGGACAUUAUUUUCGGAGCUCAUGAACAUACAUAUGAAAGAUUAUUUCCCGUUUAUGAUCGUAAAGUUUAUAAUGGUUCGACAGAUGAUGCAUAUAAUCAACCAAAAGCACCUGUACAUAUUUUAGUCGGUUCAGCUGGUUGUCCGGAAAAAAUUGAUCCAUUUAUAACAUAUCCAAAACCAUGGAGUGCUAAACGUAUUUCCAAUUAUGGUAUAACCGAAAUGUUAAUUUUAAAUAAAACACUUAUCCGUUUUAGACAACGUGAUACUACAAUGAAUGGAGCUAUGGUUGAUGCAUUUCAUAUAAUCAAAGGACGUUGGAAUUAACGUUUUUUUUUUAAAUUUAAAUUUAAUUUUUUGUUCAAUUUGAAUAAAUCUAAAUAUGUAUGUUAUAUAAGCGGCACAGCAAGGUAAUAAUUUUGUUUCAAUAAUAUUAAAAAAUUUUCAAACUAAA